GUGAAGACAUUUGCAGUGGUGAAGAGGACAAAGCGAAUCGUGUAUUAUUCUGCUGCCGUGUUUGUUGAACUUUCUGUGGACGCCACCGUCGAACUGAGUCACCGUUAUAAACCAUUUUAACGGAAAGAGUCCGAACUACAAACCGUCUUCAGACACCGCCGACAGGUCGAAGCCACCGGCUGCUGUUUCCAGACCAGACAACCCGACGACCCCGACAUCAACGUGAUUGUUGCUUCUGUGAAAGUGAAGGCUCCACUGCCGGUCCCUCCUCAGCUGCUCACCAUCACCCCUCAGCUCAGGAUAGAAGAGCACACGCCUAACAUGGUGACACAAACUCCUGUCAGCUGUGAGGUUGGGCGGUGGAGUUGCUCCCAGCAGCAGAGGGUGUGGAUGCAGACUGAGAUGGUGGCGUUGGGGCUGUGGCCGGGGUCACGUCCGGUAUGUCACUUCAUGAACAUGCUGUCCCUGUGGCGCCAUCCACCUCAGCCUGAGCUCAUCGACUCCAAGCCGCCCUCGCCAAAGCACUUUCAGCUUCAUCCGUUUUUCAUCUGGAAGCCGGAGCACAGCGUGAUGGAGAGGCUGAGGAACGGCUACAUCCUGCCCUGUCUUCACGGCUGUCCCAACCCUCAGGUAGCCUUCUCUAGCGUCGGACGGCCCAGAGUCAUCAUCGGCACCAGUGGACAGUACUAUAUUUUAGCCUCGCGGCUCACCUGUGGGGCUUGUCACAAGUGUUGGCAUGCCGACGAGCCGCGGUGGCUGGAGAAGCUACCGGAGCGCCUCAGCGGCAUUGUGCCGGCUCUCCUGACUCACAAACACGCCGUCUGCAAGUCUGUGAUGGACGAGAUGAGACGCAGUGGCAGAUCGCCAGAGGACAUGUCCAAGCAACUGACGGAGGCGCUCCAUCUUAAAUAUGAGCGAGCUCACCUGGCCUACCUGCUGAGUGUGCAGAACGUCAGGGAGGCAGCGGUCCUCACACAGGCUCCGCCUCCAUUUGGUGGAUACUCUGAAGCUGACGGCUGGUGUGGAGCGUCCGUUUGUCCACACGACCUGCCCGACUGCCCCGUCCGUCCACCGAGGUCGCAUCACACCUGCAGGAUCCUGCUGUCAUCCUGCACCACGUCCGUCACAGCCCUGACUCCACCUGUGGCUCCACCCCAGGAGGAGUCACUGAGCCGGGCCGCAGUGGAGACGAUUGUGAUCGAGAUCCCGGAACAACAAGAACAACAACAAGAACAACAACAACAAGAACAACAACAACAGAAGAAGAAGAUGACCAAGAAGUGUUUAGCCUGCGGUCAGCCAAAAUCAAGGUAUCUUGCAAAUGGCUCUUCUGUUCAUUUUUUUUACCAGUCAAAAACAGUAAAGUACUUCUACUGCUCCACGAAGGUGUUUAACAUGUACGCAGCUGAAGGCCUCACAGACCCUCGGAUGACGUUCCAGGACUUUGCAGCAUCUCCGUUCUUUGAGCGGGAGCUGGAGGCCGCCAAACGAAGGUCGGCUGAGUGGAGGAAGGUGGCAGAGGAGAGGGCAAAGAGGAGGGCCGCUGUGCAGCUGCCAAAAGGUCGCCAGUGCAGGUUCUGUCACCGGCCUCUAAAGCAGGGCCCUGACAGCCCUCAUAUCCACACCGGCUUCCCCGGGGUGCCGGGCAAAUACAUCUACUGCCCCUCCAGAGUGUUCUCCCUGUACAAGGAGCACGGCAUGGUGAAAGAGAUUAGCUGGAGGGAGUUCCAACUGUCCGAAUUCUAUAAGACUGAAUGGGACAGAUGGGUCGCACAGAAGGGGAGGCGACUGUGAAUCCACCAAAACCAACCCACCUCACAUCACAUCUUUUACAUGCACACCCGGUUCCCUGUCAUACUGGAAGUCUCAUCCUGAAUAUGACCAUAUUAAGGUAAGAAAAGCAUUGCAGAGGAAUUACAGAUUGCAACCAGCUGAAACUUCUCCUGGUAAGAAUUUCCUCAGUGUUCAUUGUUCAGGAGGUUUUUACCAGGAGCCAAAUUAUCCACAGAGGUCUCUUCCUCUCCAAAACAAACAGACCAGCUGAUUUAAACCAGUAGAAACACUGAAUGCAGACGUUUCACGUUAAAAAUCAGUGUUUCUUCAGUUAAGUUUGGCACAGUAGGGGCUGGAGCUGAUCUGCAGCUAACGUAUGUUGGGCUGGUUCCUCGAAUAACUUAUCCAGAUGUUAAGUCCAUUUUUACCGGGAGCUGAAAUAACCACAGAGGUCUCCUCCUUCCCAAAACAAACAGACCCACUGAUUUAAACCAGUAAAAACACUGAUUGUGUUUUUGCGAUGCUAUUUGGCACAGCAGGGGCUGGAGCCAGUCUGCAGCUAAGGUAUGCUCAGCUGUUUCCCCUAAUAAUGUAAAAUACAGAUGUUCAGGUCGUUUUAACCAGCAGCUGAAUUAUCAGUAGAGGUCUCUUCUUCUCUAAAACAAACAGACCAGCUGAUUAAAACCAGUAAAAACAUGAAAAAAGACAUUUCAAGUUAAAAAUCUGUGUUUUUCCAGUGAAGUUUGGCAAAGUAGGGACUGGAGCCGAUCUGCAGCUAACGUAUGCUCAGCUCUAAUAAAUAAAAAACAAGAUGUUCAGGUUCGUUUUUACCAGGAGCUGAAUUAUCCAAAGAGUUAAAGUUUUCUUUACAGCUGUCUUUAAUACGUGAAACACCUGGACUGGUCCUGACCUCUCCAGAUCUCUACUUUGCACUUUAGUUUCAGUUUGUUUAUUCUUUACAUUUAUUUUUUUAUAUAAAUGUUUUGGUACUGGGGUAUUUUGUUUAAACCAAAACCAAACGUUAUUCACAUUAUAAUGAUAAACAGUAGAGGAGUACCAAUCCAGACAUUUAAGAAUGUUUAUUAAUAAUUGUUUCAUUUGUUAAGUUUUG
Molecule: messenger RNA, 2884 nt
Organism: Epinephelus moara (kelp grouper)
Lineage: Eukaryota; Metazoa; Chordata; Actinopteri; Perciformes; Serranidae
Exons: 5
Coding region: 322-1794 (490 amino acids)
Source: RefSeq, a predicted model, not a curated record